Plasmodium gallinaceum is the source of this 3294-nucleotide messenger RNA. RefSeq names its product U3 snoRNA-associated small subunit rRNA processing protein, putative. Gene Ontology annotation, molecular function: protein binding; U3 snoRNA binding. The coding region runs from base 1 to 3294 and encodes 1097 amino acids. NCBI's taxonomy places the organism in Eukaryota, Apicomplexa, Aconoidasida, Haemosporida, Plasmodiidae. The record is from RefSeq and is a predicted model, not a curated record. Gene Ontology annotation, cellular component: small-subunit processome; 90S preribosome; nucleolus. Gene Ontology annotation, biological process: endonucleolytic cleavage in 5'-ETS of tricistronic rRNA transcript (SSU-rRNA, 5.8S rRNA, LSU-rRNA); endonucleolytic cleavage to generate mature 5'-end of SSU-rRNA from (SSU-rRNA, 5.8S rRNA, LSU-rRNA). The transcript is spliced from 2 exons.
AUGUCAGUAAUUACAAAUAUUGAAAUUGAAAAGAAAUUCUUUGACUUUUACGAUGGUGAUGAUAAUGUUUUUUAUUCAAAAGAGUAUGAAUUAUUCUUGAGUUUAUGUAAUAGUAAUAUAUACGCAUUCAAAGUAGAAAAUAAUAAUAAUUAUAAUAUUUUUAAAUUUAAUAUUUUGUAUCCAACAUGUGUAUUAGAAUCUUGUGUAGAUAUUGAUGAUGUGAAAGAGUUUUAUCAUAAAAAAUAUUUAAACAAGUAUUGUAUAUCUUUAUUUAGUAGCAUAAGACUGUUUUAUUAUUCUAAUAAAAAUAUAUUUUUAUCCACUGAUGAUAAUAACAUACACCAUUAUGUUUUAAUGCUAAAUGAUGAAAUACAAGAAGAUUAUAAAAAUGAGAAUAAAGAAAUAGAAAGAGAAGAAAAGGAUAUUUAUUUAUAUGAUCAUAAAGAAAAUGAAGAAAAACAUUUAUAUUCUUAUAGUUAUAAUUGGGUAUAUUUAAAAAAAGUGAAAAUAUGGAAAUCUUUGAAUAUUGUUAUAUCAUGUUUUCAUUUUAAUGAAGUAGAAUAUAAAAAAUUAGUUGUUGGUUAUAAUAAUGGUUUAAUAAAUGUAUAUAAUUUAGAUACAUAUAAAUUAAAAAUAUCUUAUAAAAUACAUAAUAGUAGAAUUACAAGUUUAAAAAUGUAUAAAAAUUUUAUUCUCAGUUCAGAUAUAACAAAAAAUAUUUUUAUAUAUGAUUCAGUUAAAGGUGAAAAAAUUAUCUCGUGUGAAGAUCAUAUGAGUGGAAUAAAUGAUUUUCUCUUUUUAGCUAUUCAAAAUGAUUCCAUUAAAGAGAAAAAAAAUGAUGAAAAUGUUAAAAAUGGUGAAGUUGAAGAUAUUAAAAAUGAGGAAGAUGAAAAAUUGAUUGGUUUUAUAAGUAUUGGUAAUGAUAAAAUUAUGAAUAUUUGGAAUCUUAAUAUGUUAAAUUCAAAUGAAGAAGAAAUUGAAAAUUUAACGAAAAAAAAUAAAAAUAACAAAAAAAAUAAAAAAAAUAAAAAUAGUAAUUUAAUUACAUUUAAUCCAAUAAAACAAAUUUAUUUAAGUAGUGAUAUAAACAGUGCAAUAAUAAUACCAUCCAGUAUUUUUAAAAAUAAAAAAAGCAAAAUAACAAUAAAUGAUGAAAAUAUAAAAUGGCUAAUAUUAACUCAUGAUGAUAAAGGAAACUUACUUUUUUAUAAUCCAUUAAAAGGAGAUAUAAUAUAUAAAUUUAAAGAAAAUAAAAUGUUAAUUAAUGAAAGUAACAUAAAAAAAUUUUUUCUUUUAAAAAAUGAACUAUAUAUAUUUAGGGUGGAUAGUUCUAUAUUAAUAUAUGAUAUAAGAAACUUCAAAUUGAUCAAUAAUUAUAUAUGUAAACUUGAAGGUAUGUUUGAAAUUUUAUUUUUUGAUCCUUCCUAUAAUGAAGCAUUAGAUGAAAAUUACAAAAGCGAAAAUGAGGAAAUAAUAGAUAAGAAAUAUGAUUAUAAAAAUAAAAAAAAAAAUGCUGUAGCUUUAAUAGGUGAUAAUAUAAUCAGAAUAUUAAAAUUUGAAAAUAUAAUUAGUCAAACAUUAUUGAUUGGUCAUGAAGAUGUUGUGUCAUGUAUUAAGUUAAAUGAAAAAAAUAAUCUUUUAUUUAGUGCAUCAACUGAUAAAAAUAUUUUUGUAUGGAACUUAAAAAGUAAUGAGUGUUUAUAUAUAUUAAAAGAUAAUUUAUACCCUAUUAAUUCAAUUGAUGUCAACUUAAAAAAGUUUCCUCUUAUAGUACUUGUAAGUGUAUGUGAAGAUAAUAGUUUAAAGUUAUGGAAAUUUACAAUUGAAUUAGAUAAUAUUAAAAAUAAUAAAAAAAAAAGAAAAUUCGAUGAAAAUUUUAAUGAAAAAAAACAAAUUAUUCAGAGUAGUUUGACUAUAUAUCCACAUAAACUUUUAAUUAAUGAUGUAGCUUUAUCUCCCAAUUCUAAAGUUAUUGCUACAUGUAGUAAAGAUAAAACUAUAAAAUUAUUUGAAACUAAAAAUUUAAAAUUAAUAAAAACUUUAGAUGGUCAUAAAAAAUCUGUUCAAAAUAUUUUUUUUUCAAAAAAUGAAAAUAUUUUAUACAGCAACUCAUAUGAUUGUAUAAGAGUGUGGAAUCUUAGUAAUUAUACAUGUGUAAAAAGUAUACAAAGUUUUGAUUUUAAUAUAACGAGAAUAUUAAUUUUAAAUGAUAACUGUAUGAUAAAUGGAUACAGUAAUGGUAAUAUUAGCAUAAUAAAUAUUAAGAAUUGUGAAAAAUUAUUGACAACAAAUUAUCAUAAAGAUAAAAUAUUUUGUUUAAAAAAUUAUGAUAAUAGUAUAGUAUCUGCCUCCAUCAAUGGAGAAUUGAUAUUUUUUAAAAACACAAGUGAAGAAAUAGUUACAGAAAACAUAUAUGAAAAAAGAAAGAAUAUUUUUUAUGAGAAUUGUUUAGAAAAUUUAUUAAAAGAAAAAAAGAUAAAUGAAUCUUUAUUGAUUUGUUUAAAAUUAGAUAAAAAGUUUAAAUUUAAAAGUAUCAUAGAAAAUUAUUUAAAUUAUUACACUUUUUCAAUUUUAAAUAUACUAAAAAAAUUUGAAUAUGAAUAUGGUAUAAAGAAAAUAAACGAAAAAAAUAUUGUGAAAAAGGAGAAAAAUGAUGAAAGUAUAUAUUCUCUUAAUCAAUCAUUAAUAAAUCCUGAAAGUAAGAAUAGUGAAAAACAAACAAGUAAUGUAAUAUGGAAUGAAAAUAAUGACAAAAAUUUAAAUGAUGAUAAUUUUGUUAGUAAUAUUCAGAAUUAUAUAGAAAAUUCUGAUAUUUUAGAAAAUUAUGUUUAUAAUGAGUUAUCAAAAUUAUCAAGCAAAAACGAAUCGAAAGAUUUGAAAAAAGAGGAAAAUACUCAAAAAGAAAAAAUAAAAGAAGAAAAUGAAGAUAAAAAAAGUAAUAUAUUUAUAAAUCAAUUAGAUGAUGAUAAUAAUUUUGUUUUAUUUUUAAAAAAAAUAAAAGAAAAAAGUGAACAUUCAUAUUUCUUAUAUCUAAAUAAAUUAAUGGAAUACAUUACAUUUUUUGUUAUGAAUCAUAGGUAUGCAUAUAUAUCAAAUUUUCUUUUAAAUAGUUUAAUUAAAUAUAUAGAUUAUUCAGAUAUAUGUAAAAUUAAUAAUUAUCAACAUUUUUUUGAAAUCUAUAACAGUUAUAUACCUAGGCAUAAAAAUAGAUACUUAAAAUCAUUACAAAAAUCUAAAUGUUUUGAAUUAAUUAAUAUAAAUUAUUAUAAAGGUGAUAUAAAAAUGAUGAGCUGA